AGCAUACGAUGGCUUUUACGCCCUCUACGAACCGCAAACCAGUGUCACGCCACUGGAAUUACCCUUCCAUUGCGCCCUUGUGACGUCAUCUGCGCAUCGCUCGCCAUCACAUUCUGCAUCUGUGUUGUGCAUCUGCAUUGUGGGUGUGUUAGUGAGUGUUCUGUGGCUGCAGGUAACCUAGUGGGAGCUGUCGCGAGACAUACCGGAGUUAUUUGUCUAUACAUACAGUCGUUGGUGCUCCCGCUAGUCAAGUGGAGUUGGAAGGGGCUACGCCUCCUCACGCCAUUAAGUUACCACCAGGAAUGAAUUACAGUCUUUUCACGCUUCUGAAGCAAUUUCCAUGUAUGUGGCAAGGUCUCUUAGCACUAAAGAAUGAUCAAGCCGUUGUGCAGAUGUACUACGUUUCUGGAAAUGAUUCGGUGGCUAAAUGUAGCUUGCCGAAGAACACUGAUGGAUCGACACCGUCACUACGAAUAUUUCACCGUAUGAGAUUAGAACCACCUCAAGUGGAAGGAGUUGUGAGAAAAAUGCAGAUGGAAAACGAACACUGCGUGCUGCUGGCAUUACCUUUUGGACGCGAUCAUAUCGAUGUAGUUAAUCAAACGACAGCGUUGACCGACGAUUUCAUCACUUACCUACAACAAAAACAAGCUAUCGGUAUUGUGAACGUUGCCGCUGCUGGAACUACUCAACCACCGGCUUACGUCGUGCACAUUUUCCCUUCGUGCGACUUCGUUAAUGAAAAUCUGCGUACGAUAACACCACAUCUGCGUAUGACAAUGCCGGAUCUGCUCGAAAGAGUGGCAGACAUCCCCCAUUUACUUAUUGUCAUAACUACGGUGUGAUAGCAUAAUUUCAUCGAUGUGACUGUUGCAUACCUAUAUUUGAAUAUUUAAUUUUCAACUACAUUGUAACACUUUGGUGUGCAAGAUAUUCGGUACAAUAUUUCUUGUCCCAAAUCUUGUACUAAAUAGUGCAUCGUGUCAAACGGGCUUAAUAUAUCAGCGCAACUAACAAA
Zophobas morio is the source of this 1018-nucleotide messenger RNA. Its product is annotated as protein split ends-like. The transcript has 4 exons. Gene Ontology annotation, cellular component: nucleus. Bases 303 to 845 code for a protein of 180 amino acids. Gene Ontology annotation, molecular function: mRNA binding. NCBI's taxonomy places the organism in Eukaryota, Metazoa, Arthropoda, Insecta, Coleoptera, Tenebrionidae. Gene Ontology annotation, biological process: regulation of transcription by RNA polymerase II. The record is from RefSeq and is a predicted model, not a curated record.